GGGUUAAACGGGAUUUUUGGGGUUUAAAGGGGAUUUUGGGUGAAUUUAAGGGGAUUUGGGGCCAAUUUAAAGGUUUUGGUGUCUCAAAAAGGGGAUUAGGGGACGGCUCGGGGCUCCUGGGAGGGAAAUGUGGGAAUUUGGGUGAUUUUGGGGAAGUUUUGGGGGAAUUUUUGCGUUUGGGAGAGUUGAUGGGGGGUCCAAGAAGGAUUUCUGGGAGGAUUUUGGGGUCGUUUCACGAGAUUUCUGGGAUUUGGGAGCAAUCCGGGGAGGUUUCAACGAAUUCCUGAUGUUUUGGGGGGAAUUUUGGGAAUUUGGGAGGAAUUUUGAGGCAAUUUAUCCGAGUGAACAAUUAACAAGCUGCUAAUUAAUCCAAUUAACGAGGCAGACCAAUUAAUUUUAACGAUUUUGCCCCAAAAAGGGAAAUGGAACUUUUCGUCCACGGCUUCCCCUCCGACGUCGCCGCCCUCAGGUUUGAGUGGGCGUGGCAGCACCCAAGCUCCUCCCACCGUCUCUUUGCCCCGCCCGUGCGCCGCCCCCGGGAGCAGCCAAUCAGCUUCGCCCUCCGCGUGCUGCCCCGCCUCCUCCGGGCCCCGCCCUGGUCCCGCCUCCCGCUCCAAAUCCGCUGGCUCCGCCCCCCUCGCCCCACCCUGGAGCUGGCCCCGCCCCCUCACAUGGUGGAGGAGGAGGGGGCGGGGCCACCGCGCCUUAAAAGGAGAAAGGGGCGGAGCCAAGAAGCGGCCGCAGCCGUCGAUGGGUGUGGCCUCUGUGGGGAGGACCUGGCCACGCCCCUUCUGCGCUGUCCCCGCCCCCUGUGCUCCAUGGCCGCCCAUCCCCCCUGCCUGGCCCGGCUCUUCCUGGCGCCGGAGCCGCGGCAGCUGCNG
Parus major (Great Tit) is the source of this 881-nucleotide messenger RNA. Its product is annotated as structure-specific endonuclease subunit SLX1-like. The annotation marks the transcript as partial. Gene Ontology annotation, biological process: double-strand break repair via homologous recombination. Gene Ontology annotation, molecular function: crossover junction DNA endonuclease activity; 5'-flap endonuclease activity. Gene Ontology annotation, cellular component: Slx1-Slx4 complex. The record is from RefSeq and is a predicted model, not a curated record. Lineage: Eukaryota; Metazoa; Chordata; Aves; Passeriformes; Paridae. The transcript has 3 exons.